AACGAUACACCGUACACUCGUCGUGCUUGACUGCUGAAAAGCUCAAUCAGACCAUCUCAAACAUUAAACCAUGCAUGAAAUAUAUUCAAAGGUAUUUGAUAGCCGUUGCAUUCCAGAGUAAGAAGUCGCCAUAUUGACACGCCGGUGAGGAAAGCAUCUCUCCAGUAUUGAUUCACGAUGUCUGCGGAAGGUCAGGUUGAAGAGGAGGAGUACACGCCCCCUGGUGUUGAAGAAUAUUCUAAGUACUGGGCAGAAGAUAAAGUCUUUAUCAAAGAGGCAAAUGAGUGUUUGUUACAAUACCAAGACAAACUUCUAGGGGAUGGAAAACGCAAGGUGUUCAUCCCACUUUGCGGAAGGGCUGCUGAAUUGAAAUACUUGGCUGAAUUGGGACAUGAGGUUGUUGGCUUGGAAUUCGCGGAGAUCGCCAUACACCAGUUUUUUGAAACGUUUGGCAUCAGUUAUGAAACUAAGCCCAUGGAGGAGCCUCUUGGAACUUUAUACACAUGUACCAGCGACAACAUGACUAUUCGUAUUUAUUGCUGUGAUUUCUUUAAGUUUGGGCCGCAUGUGGAGGGGGAGUUCCAGGCCGUUUGGGAUGCUGGCUCGUUGUAUUCCUUACCGAUGUCACAGAGGGAAGAUUAUACCAGAGUAAUCAAGUCAAUACUGGCGCCUACCAGCAGGACUCUGGUGAUGGCCGAUGUUCCUUCGUUGAGCGAUGAAGUCACGUCCAGCGAUCUCCAGCGGUGGUAUGGGGAGAGGUUCGCUGUCGAGUAUCUGGGCUACACCAAAACUCAGAGAAAGGAUUACGAACAAUUUGGCUUAGAGGGUUUUAAUAUGUUCUAUAUUUCCUCUGAUGACGUGGCAUGACGGACCCAGCCAAGUUUUACCGCUAUCAUAGCCAGCAUCAUUUUAAUAUUGUUAGUCAAUGACUAUAAUAUAGCAUUAGAUGGAUCAGACGUUUGUCCCAACUUCUCAAGUAUAUCAUUGUAUGUAUUAAAACUUCAGUAAAUAUCAAAGUCUU
Molecule: messenger RNA, 1021 nt
Organism: Pecten maximus
Lineage: Eukaryota; Metazoa; Mollusca; Bivalvia; Pectinida; Pectinidae
Product: thiopurine S-methyltransferase-like
Exons: 2
Coding region: 178-867 (229 amino acids)
Molecular function (GO): thiopurine S-methyltransferase activity
Source: RefSeq, a predicted model, not a curated record